CAAUGCAGAUAUAGGACAUGCAAUAUCAUUUGGAGAAAAAAUACUCCAACUUCAGCCACGACGAAACCAUGUGUAUGUAGUGUUGACAGAUUGUAUCAUCAUCAAUAUAUAUAGGGUGAGCAGAAAUGAAAACUACUCGGAAGAAGCCACCCAUCCUUCGAAAGGGUGGAGAUACCUGGUAACAAUAAUCGAAAGCCCUCCAGAAAGAUUGGGAUGGGUUGAACCAUCAUUGAAAUUUGGCGAAGAAACUGUAAAACUGGUUCGGUCUAUUGGUGUAGGCAGAACUAGUGUUGUGUAUGAAGGAAUAUACAAAGACAUAUCUGUAGCCGUGAAAAUGAUGAAAAGGGCAAAUUAUUUGUCCUGCGUUGAAAGAGAAAGAGCUGUAUUGGAGGAACUUUCGGAGCUGGGUUCACCUCAUAUCCCAAAAAUUCUUUUUUACGAUGAGAAUACUCUUGUCAUGACUCCUCUUGGUGUGAAAGUUAAUAAUUUGCGAAAAACAGAUAUCAAGAAUAUAAUAACCACUCUCAAACAUGUACAUUCAUAUGGAUAUGUGCAUAGGGACCUUCGGAAAUAUAACUUUCUUCGUAAUUUAGAUGAUUCAAAGGAAUCAAUUUUAAUUAUUGACUGGGGUUUUAGCACAAAGAAUCACGAAGACAUCGCAUUUGCAGGAGCACUUGAAUGCAUGCCGGAUGAAGUUCUGGAAUCACUAACUAAUGAGGAAAAUAUUGUUUAUGGACCAAAAGUUGACUUGACAUGUUUUGUGCGAUCAUUCUAUCUGAUGCUACACAGACCAUCAAUGGAAAGAGUUACCUUUGACAAAGAUGAUGACAUCAGGAAACAGGCACAGAUUAUGUUAAAUUUUUGGAAAGAUUGUAGUAAGUCAGACGUGUGGGAUAACAUUUAUCAAGCAGUAGAGGGCUUGGAUUACGACAAAUUAAUUCAAGAACUCGAAAGAUUUUUUUGA
Messenger RNA from Acaulospora morrowiae, 964 nucleotides. NCBI's taxonomy places the organism in Eukaryota, Fungi, Glomeromycota, Glomeromycetes, Diversisporales, Acaulosporaceae. The record is from the annotation of a GenBank genome assembly.